AUGUCUGGGAUCCACGCACCGUGGUCAACGGGCACUGAGUGCGUAGCCAAGUACAACUUCCAGACGGCCAAUGAGCAGGACCUACCCUUCUGCAAAGGAGACGUGCUGACCAUCAUCGGCGUUACCAGAGAUCCUAACUGGUACAAAGCAAGGAACAUUGUGGGAAGAGAGGGAACCAUUCCGGCAAAUUAUGUCCAGAAGAGGGAAGGCGUCAAAUCAGGAGGGAAACUCAGUCUCAUGCCUUGGUUCCAUGGCAAGAUCACCCGCGAGCAGGCCGAGCGGCUCCUCUACCCUCCCGAGACGGGCCUGUUUUUGGUGCGCGAGAGCACCAACUACCCGGGCGACUACACGCUGUGCGUCAGCUGCGACGGAAAGGUGGAGCAUUACCGCAUCAUUUACCACAACGGGAAGCUCACCAUCGAUGAGGAAGAGUACUUCGACAACCUCAUGCAGCUGGUGGAGCACUACACCAAAGAUGCCGACGGCCUGUGCACCAGCCUCAUCAAGCCCAAGUUGAUGGAGGGCACUGUGGCGGCGCAGGACGAGUUCUCCAGGAGUGGCUGGGCGCUAAACAGAAAGGAGCUGAAACUUCUACAGACCAUUGGAAAAGGAGAGUUCGGAGAUGUGAUGGUGGGAGACUACCGAGGGACCAAAGUGGCAGUCAAGUGUAUCAAAAACGACGCCACGGCACAGGCUUUCAUCGCAGAGGCUUCCGUCAUGACGCAACUGAGACACAACAACCUGGUGCAGUUGCUUGGAGUCAUCGUAGAGGAGAGGGGAAGCCUUUACAUUGUCACAGAGUACAUGGCCAAGGGCAGCUUGGUUGACUACCUGCGCUCCCGAGGACGGACCGUGCUCGGAGGGGACUGUUUACUGAAGUUUUCCCUGGAUGUGUGCGAGGCCAUGGAGUACCUGGAAGCCAACAACUUUGUCCACAGAGACCUGGCAGCACGCAACGUGCUAGUGUCAGACGACAACAUCGCCAAGGUUAGCGACUUUGGUCUCACCAAGGAGGCCUCGUCCAUACAGGACACCGCCAAGCUGCCCGUCAAGUGGACCUCGCCUGAAGCCCUGAGGGAGAAGAGGUUCUCCACCAAGUCGGACGUCUGGAGUUACGGAAUCCUACUAUGGGAGAUCUAUUCCUUUGGCCGCGUGCCUUACCCUCGAAUUCCGCUGAAAGAAGUGGUGCCCCGCGUGGAGAAAGGCUACAAGAUGGACGCCCCCGACGGCUGCCCGCCGGUGGUGUACGACCUGAUGAAGCAGUGCUGGACCCUGGACGCGGCGGUGCGGCCGUCCUUCCGUAUGCUGAGGGAGAAGCUGCAGCAUAUCCGAGCCAAAGAGCUCUACCUGUGA
Nerophis lumbriciformis (worm pipefish) is the source of this 1353-nucleotide messenger RNA. The record is from RefSeq and is a predicted model, not a curated record. NCBI's taxonomy places the organism in Eukaryota, Metazoa, Chordata, Actinopteri, Syngnathiformes, Syngnathidae.